Molecule: messenger RNA, 200 nt
Organism: Diversispora eburnea
Lineage: Eukaryota; Fungi; Glomeromycota; Glomeromycetes; Diversisporales; Diversisporaceae
Source: the annotation of a GenBank genome assembly
CUCCCGGUCUUCAGGAAUAUUAUUAUGAGGAAAAUCAGGAUAACUCUAUUGAAGUACCAUUAGAAACGCGUAAAAUAUCAAUAGAACCAUUUGACCUUGAGAGUAUUCAUCUAACUGAAAAUAUAGAAGACAGCAAGUCUUUUGACAAUAGAGAUAGUUCACUUUACCCAGUAGUACCAGAGAUGUCUUUUGAUAAUUGA